Molecule: messenger RNA, 564 nt
Organism: Acytostelium subglobosum LB1
Lineage: Eukaryota; Evosea; Eumycetozoa; Acytosteliales; Acytosteliaceae
Exons: 2
Coding region: 1-564 (187 amino acids)
Biological process (GO): regulation of lipid metabolic process
Cellular component (GO): mitochondrion
Source: RefSeq, a predicted model, not a curated record
AUGGUAUUGCCACUGUUAAAGGUUGGAAGCUUGUUUGUAAAGAGUUUGGCAAAGCCUUUCUCAAAGCAGGUCAAGGCAGUGGCAAGCAAGUCCCCUCGCUUCCAUGACUCUAUGGUCUGGGUUGCUCGUGGUUUCUACAAGAUUGACCUAUAUCUGACAAAGAUUAGUGGCGAUACAACUAGAAAGGCAACACAACUCAAUGUAAAUAGUGCGAUUGAUCUAGGUAGUGAGAUGGCAAGUGAGUUCUUUUUACUUGCGGUGGCCGUUGGACUACUCGCCUACGAGAACAAUCGAUCGGCAGAGAAGGAAAAGAAGAAGGAGGAGGCACUCAGCUCUCGAUUCCAGUCGUUGGAGGAGACGAUCAAGCAGCAGAAUGAGACCAUCGAUCAACUCAAGAGUAUGGUUGGACAGAUGAACAACGCUGGCAGCAUUGUACUUCCAGCUGGUGCAUCAGAAUCACAUGUUGCUAGUAGUAACAGUAACAUGUCGCCAAAGCAAAUGGCCUUUAGAAUACCAGAAUACGACAGUAUACUAAAGGUGGACAAAGGACAUGUCGUCUUGUAA